GAGCAACUCGCCUCACCGCCGCGUCGCACGGAGGCAUAGGGGGCAAGAGCCGAAGAGGGAGCGAGAGACCGUGAUCGAAUCGCUGCACCGACCAAUGGCGACGCUCACCGUCCCCGCCGCCGUCCCGCCCGUCGUCGAGGACUGCGAGCAGCUCCACAAGGCGUUCAAAGGGUGGGGCACGGACGAGAAGCUGAUCAUCUCCAUCCUCGCCCACCGCGACGCGGCGCAGCGCCGCGCGAUCCGCCGGGCCUACACCGAGGCGCACGGUGAGGAGCUGCUCCGCGCCCUCAACGACGAGAUCCACGGCAAAUUCGAGAGGGCGGUGAUCCUGUGGACGCUGGACCCGGCGGAGCGGGACGCGGUGCUGGCGAACGAGGAGGCGAGGAAGUGGCACCCCGGGGGCCGCGCGCUGGUCGAGGUCGCGUGCGCGCGCACGCCAUCGCAGCUCUUCGCGGUGAAGCAGGCGUACCACGAGCGCUUCAAGAGGUCGCUCGAGGAGGACGUCGCGGCGCACGUCACCGGCGACUUCCGUAAGCUUUUGGUGCCUCUUGUGACUGCAUAUCGUUAUGAUGGCCCAGAGGUUAACACAUCGUUGGCACAUUCUGAAGCCAAAAUACUCCAUGAGAAAAUCCAUGACAAGGCUUACAGUGAUGAUGAGAUCAUCAGGGUUCUCACCACAAGGAGCAAAGCACAGCUACUCGCAACAUUCAAUAGUUACAAUGAUCAGUUCAGUCAUCCAAUCACUAAGGAUCUCAAAGCUGAUCCCAAGGACGAGUUCCUUGGAACACUAAGGGCGAUCAUAAGAUGCUUCACUUGCCCUGACAGAUACUUUGAGAAAGUCAUUCGGUUGGCUCUGGGAGGAAUGGGCACAGACGAGGACUCUCUUACAAGAGUCAUAACUACUCGUGCCGAGGUAGAUCUGAAGCUGAUAAAGGAGGCCUACCAGAAGAGAAACAGUGUCCCGUUGGAGCGAGCUGUUGCUAAAGAUACAACUAGAGACUACGAGGAUAUUCUCCUUGCCCUCCUGGGAGCAGAGUGAAGCAUAUAUCAGCACCAUCUCGUCUGAUCCUCCUUGGUUUGAUCGUAUAAAUAAAUCUGCAUAGAACUGUGUUGUGUUUUGUUGCCUCUGAGUGAUAUAAGUGAGCUUCUCUGCACAACAGUGCUCAUACAAUAAAAUCUGUCAUGUGUCAUGCAUCUGAGCUGCUUCAGAUACUCGAGUAUUGGUUCAUUA
Oryza brachyantha (malo sina) is the source of this 1231-nucleotide messenger RNA. RefSeq names its product annexin D7-like. The coding region runs from base 95 to 1039 and encodes 314 amino acids. Gene Ontology annotation, cellular component: cytoplasm. Gene Ontology annotation, molecular function: calcium ion binding; calcium-dependent phospholipid binding. Lineage: Eukaryota; Viridiplantae; Streptophyta; Magnoliopsida; Poales; Poaceae. The record is from RefSeq and is a predicted model, not a curated record. The transcript is spliced from 5 exons.